AUGGUGUUGACCAUGGCUUCUCAGGAUGUCCAGAACUUCUUCCAACCUUUGUCUUCCUGGCUAUCCCGAAUUUAUGAAGCUCUCCAGCAAGCCGGGGAUGCGUUAUCUGCUUCACUGGUUCUUCUUAAAAAACAGGAUUCGACGCUGAGCGAUAAGCCAGAGCGGGACUUAGAUGCUAUUCAGGCUCAGGAAACCUGCUUGGAAGAUGACCAACUGGACCACGAUGAGAGGCCAGAGGAGGCAAGCCCCCUGUUUCUUGAAGAGGACCAUUUCUCAUGCUCUAAUAGUGAUUUGCAGGACUCGGUCCAAACGGCAAGCCCCACACUUGGUCAGCAAGCCAAAGACUCACGCUCUGUAAUACCCCAGUGGCCCAGUAAGAUCCCAGGGCCCCCCAAGUCCCAGCAUGUGCUUUCUUCUAUCCUUGAGGAAGAACAUCACUCUGAGAGGCAGAGAUGUGGCCGUCAGCAUGGCUCUGACACACAGCUUCCUGACACGUUAGAAAAAGUUAAUGAAAGAAAACAAGUUAACAGCUUUGGGGAUGAUGAAGAGCUGUCCACAUCCUCUGAGAGUGAUGAAGAUGUGAUUAAGCAGUUCGAGAUCUCGGUGUCCCGAUCCCAGAGUUUCCUUACAGGAGUGCCCGAGAGGGGAAAGACAGCAGAGUUGGAGCAGAAAACAAAAUGCAGACGUUUGCUGUGUACCCACCGAGAAGACAGCACUGAAGGGUCUGCUUAUGAAGGAAUUCACUGCAGCGCAUUGCAUUGCAGGCAAGGGCACAUCAAUGAUUUGGAUGGAACCAGCCAACUCAGUUAUUCUGAGAUUCUGUCUUAUGAAGAUCGCCCCAUUUCCAUUCUCCCACAAUCUCCCUGUGAGAGCAGGGACACCAGGCACCAUGUCCCUUGUCAUCCAGAGACUGGCAUGGUCCGAAGCCUCAGUCGUCCUUGUACAGUUGGCGUCCUGGAGACGGAGACAGCUUUUGAUAGUCGGGGCUUUGAAGAUUCCUAUGCCACCCACAGCUCCUCUAUGUGGAGUCCAGAGGAACAGGAUGGGACCAGUCUACAGGUACCACCCAGGCUUUUGGAGCCUAUCUCAAAAUGCGGUGACCUUGAUGUCAUCUUUGAAUAUAGAGCUGUAACCCAGAAGCUCACCGUGACCAUUGUGAGAGCACAGGGUCUCCCAGAUAAGGACCGAAGUGGUGUCAACUCCUGGCAAGUUCACAUAGUGCUGCUGCCCAGUAAGAAACAGAGGGGUAAGACGAACAUACAGAGAGGGCCCAACCCUGUCUUCAAGGAAAAGGUCACCUUCACCAAGCUGGAGCCUAGAGAUGUGGCUGCAUGUGCUGUCCGCUUCCGCCUAUAUGCUGCCCGCAAGAUGACCCGGGAGAGAAUGAUGGGAGAGAAACUGUUCUGUCUCAACCACUUGCACCCAGAAGGGGAAAUGAAAGUGACUCUGGUUCUGGAGCCAAGAAGUAAUCUGAGCAGUGGAGAGUCUCCGCUCAGCCCAUCUGUGGUGUCUCACAGUGACAGUGCUUCAUCCACACAGUCACUGUCUCAUGGAGGCGUGCCAGAGCUAUUGGUGGGACUGUCCUACAAUGCCACAACAGGACGAUUAUCUGUGGAAAUGAUCAAAGGCAGCCAUUUCCGCAACCUCGCUGCUAACCGAGCUCCCGAUACAUAUGGAAAACUCUUCCUUCUCAACUGUGUGGGUCAAGAGAUGUCCCGCUGCAAGACGUCCAUUCGGCGUGGCCAACCCAAUCCUGUCUAUAAAGAGACCUUUGUCUUCCAGGUUGCUCUCUUCCAGCUCUCGGAUGUUACCUUGAUGAUUUCUAUUUAUAGCAGGCGCACUAUGAAGCGCAAAGAGAUGAUUGGCUGGAUUGCCCUGGGCCAGAACUGCAGUGGGGAGGAGGAACAGGAACACUGGGAGGAAAUGAAGGACAGCAAGGGCCAGCAGAUCUGCCGGUGGCAUACAUUGUUGGAAUCCUAG
Molecule: messenger RNA, 1980 nt
Organism: Apodemus sylvaticus (European woodmouse)
Lineage: Eukaryota; Metazoa; Chordata; Mammalia; Rodentia; Muridae
Gene: Syt16
Product: synaptotagmin 16
Exons: 6
Coding region: 1-1980 (659 amino acids)
Source: RefSeq, a predicted model, not a curated record